Stylophora pistillata is the source of this 459-nucleotide messenger RNA. RefSeq lists its product as uncharacterized. Gene Ontology annotation, biological process: DNA integration. Gene Ontology annotation, molecular function: nucleic acid binding. The record is from RefSeq and is a predicted model, not a curated record. NCBI's taxonomy places the organism in Eukaryota, Metazoa, Cnidaria, Anthozoa, Scleractinia, Pocilloporidae.
AUGGCCUGGGGACUGGAUAACGGCACGUUCUUAGAUGCCUUCGCCCGUUUUACCACUCGUCGUGGAGUUCAUAAAGACGUGACAAGCGACAGAGGCAAAAAUUUCAUGGGCACAGAGGGUGAGUUAAAGAAACUAGUCCGCCAGUUAGACCGAAAACAUCUUCAGAACAAGACAGUCGAACUUGGAGUGACAUGGAGAUUCAAUCCACCGGCUGCCCCACAUUUUGGAGGAGCCCAUGAAAUAAUGGUGAAAGCUACUAAGAAAUCCACGCACGCCGUUGUUGGAGAACGGGACGUGAACGACGAGGAGUUAAUCACAGUGUUCGCAGGGGUGGAUUCCCUUCUUAAUUCCCGUCCGUUGACUUAUCAGAGUUCAGAUCCACGAGACGAUGUCCCAUUGACACCUAACCAUUUCUUGCAAGGCCAAAUGGGAGGACAGUUCGCUCCUGAGGCCGUUUAA